Pygocentrus nattereri (red-bellied piranha) is the source of this 783-nucleotide messenger RNA. It is a transcript of the gene mrpl41, whose product is annotated as mitochondrial ribosomal protein L41. Lineage: Eukaryota; Metazoa; Chordata; Actinopteri; Characiformes; Serrasalmidae. The record is from RefSeq and is a predicted model, not a curated record. Gene Ontology annotation, cellular component: mitochondrial large ribosomal subunit. The transcript is spliced from 2 exons. Gene Ontology annotation, molecular function: structural constituent of ribosome. The coding region runs from base 65 to 472 and encodes 135 amino acids. Gene Ontology annotation, biological process: translation.
CAAUCAGCGAUUGUACAGCCUGCCUCUUUUCGGUGUACACGCUGUUCAAGACUGACCUGAGCAGAUGGGGCUGCUAUCAGCACUGACCCGUGGUUUGGCCCGGGGAGCAGACCGCAUGGCUGAGAUGACGAGCAAGCGUGGCCCUCGGACAUUUUACAAAAGCAGAGGAGCUAGGCCAGCUGGAAUAAUAACAUCCAGUAGGAAAUUCAUCCCUGUGCGGGCAAUGAUUCCCGAGUUUGUAGUGCCAAGCCUAGAAGGAUUCAACCUGAAACCCUAUGUGUCCUACAAGACCCCUGCAGGAACAGAACAGCCUCUGACCGCAGAGGGACUGUUUGCUCAAGUGGUGACCCCACAGAUUGAGAGGGACAUUGAAGCAGGCACAUUUGACAAGGAACAGCUGGAAAAAUAUGGAUUAGAGAAAACACAGGAUGGAAAGUUGUUCAAACUGUAUCCCAAGAACUUUGUUCGUUAAAUGCACAUUGUUAUGGUGAUUAUUCAUGGACUGCAGCUUGAAGUUCUCUACAGACGACAUCUGUAGAGGCGCCUGUAGCUCAGAUAGUCUUGACACACUGAGACUGAAAUGUUCAAAACCUCAAUGCAUUUACAGCCUUAUAAUACAACUCAUGUUGGAUGUUGUCACUGUCAGUCCUGAAAUGAAGCCCUGACGCACAUCCUAGAAGUGGCUGUAAAACUCAGCUUGUUAAACAGCUUUGUUUCUAGUAAAUCUCAUGGAGAACUGAAAGGACUUUUACAUAAGAAAUAAACAAUGCAUAUGUAAACUUA